GUUACAGAUGUGCCAUCCGAGGAAGGUCACCUCUCAGAGCAGGAACGGGAGUCACCCAAGACAGAGCAUGACAAUGUCUUUCUCAUCAGGGCGCAAGGAUUCCCCUUCUCGUGCACCGAAGAAGAUGUGCUUAGCUUUUUUGAUAGCUGUAGAAUUCGAAAUGGUGAGAACGGCAUACACUUCCUCUUAAACAGGGAUGGGAGACGCAGGGGGGAUGCCUUGAUCGAGCUGGAGUCAAAAGCGGAUGUCCAGAGAGCCUUGGAAAAGCACCUGAGAUAUAUGGGCCCACGCUACGUGAAAGUUUUUGAAGUACACGAUAGUGAUGUAGAGGGCUUACUACAAAGUCUGCGGGAUGAGUCACAAGCCAUAAAUGAUGGAGUUGUACUACUCAGAGGCCUUCCGUUCAGCUCCACUGAGGAUGAUAUCGCGGAUUUUUUCUCAGGUUUGGAAAUAACUGACAUAGCUUUCGUUUACCGUGGAGAAAGAAGAACAGGAGAAGCUUUCGUGCAGUUCGCAGCUCCUGCAAUGGCAGCUAAAGCCCUGUUACGACACAGGGAGUACAUGGGAAAUAGAUACAUAGAAGUGUACGUAAGUAGGAAGCAUCAAAUGCAAAGGCACGUGCCUUACGACAAGCAGAUGGUGACCUACCGCCAAGUGAGAAAAGAACAUGAAUCCGUUUCCGAAGAAAGGGGAUUGAGCGACACGGGAAGCUCCGAUGCUGAAAGAGAAAACAAAUUGUGCAGGGAAGGAACGGAAAGCUCCGGGCACAUUUUAGAAUCUGGGAACAUCUCAUCCCCACUGCACUUUGUCCACAUGAGGGGUUUUCCUACCCAAGCUAGUGCCCAAGACAUAAUAAAUUUUUUUGCUCCACUGAAGCCGACAAGGAUCACGGUAGAAUACAACUGCCAAGGAGAAGCCACAGGAGAAGCGGACGUGCAUUUUGAGAGCCAGGAGGAUGCAGUCGCUGCAAUGGCUAAGGAGGGCUCACAGCUGCCAACGUGUGGCUCAGGCUUACUAGUUCUGAUACUCUGGAACUCAGCUAGCUUAAAGGCUAAAACUGAGUGGCAGAAGAGGAUCAUCACAGCUAAUCUGAGGUCAGGCAUCGAGCCUGGACCCUCUGGCCUGCGAAUCCAGAUCCCGUGGGAUAAAAGUCCUGUGGCGAAGGGGCAGCAGCUCCUCUCUGAGGAAACCGUGUAUCUCUCCUUGCCAUUUACAAGAGAAGAAUUGCAGGCUGUGUUGGGUGUGAGCGCCAAAGCGAACACAUUCCGUGGGUAUGAGCGUAAAGACCGAGUACGAGUGCCGCUGCUCAAUAACAAGGAUUAA
Molecule: messenger RNA, 1323 nt
Organism: Fulmarus glacialis (Northern fulmar)
Lineage: Eukaryota; Metazoa; Chordata; Aves; Procellariiformes; Procellariidae
Gene: GRSF1
Product: G-rich RNA sequence binding factor 1
Exons: 10
Biological process (GO): regulation of RNA splicing
Cellular component (GO): ribonucleoprotein complex; nucleoplasm
Molecular function (GO): RNA binding
Source: RefSeq, a predicted model, not a curated record